CAGGCAGCGUCGGCUGUUACUACUCCGAGCCGAAAGUGCGUGUUGUGGAGGAGAAGAAACGCAAACGAGUAAUUCAAGGAAACAUUUUUAAAGGCAGCGAUAAACCCCAUAACUGCGGGUGUUUUUUCUCUCUCUACUGCUACCUUCUCGGUUUGUUUUAGCCAACAUGGCUUGCGGCGCGACGUUAAAGCGGUCGAUGGAGUUUGAGGCCCUCCUCAGUCCCCAGUCUCCCAAGCGGAGAAGGUGCAACCCACUACCGGGGACUCCGACCACUCCGUCCCCGCAAAGAUGCAACCUCCGUACUCCAGUGGAUAGCCCGGGUCACUCGGUUUCUCCUCAGCCCAUCGGAGGCGAACACAGGCUUACUCCAGAGCAAAUCUUCCAGAACCUCCGCCAGGGGUACAACCGAAUUCAGAGGCGACGGCAGCUGGAGGGGGCCUUUAACCAGUCUGAGGCCUGCAGCUCCACCGACACCCCCAGCCCCAGUACCCCCCUCAACGCUCCUAGCUCCCCACCUGGUGCCUCAAGAAAGGACCAACCCUCGUUCACACUGAGGCAGGUCAGCUACCUGUGUGAGCGCCUGCUUAAAGACCAUGAGGAGAAGAUCCGGGAGGAGUACGAACAGAUCCUUAACACAAAACUCGCAGAACAAUAUGAAUCUUUUGUGAAAUUCACGCAAGACCAGAUCAUGCGAAGAUACGGAGCCCGGCCUGCAAGUUAUGUCUCCUGAGCUCACAUCAAUGUGAUCCUGGCUUCCUCUCACAUGAUGGCUGCUCUUCUUCUGCCUCCUUCCUGUUGAUUUCAAUUUUAUUUCCCUAGCCUCUCCCUCCCUUUCCCCUCUUCACGCCAUUUUGGGUGCCAUUGUUUAUCCAGUUUUUAAUCCAAAAUUAGUUUCUUACUUUAAAAACUAUUGCUGCUGGCCAAAUAAUUAGAACUCUGUAAGAUGCCCGCUUUUAUUUUCUUCUUCUUUUUGCUGUUAACAUCCUUCCACCAGACAUCCUGAAAAAGCAGAUGUUUGUUUCAAAAUAAAACAUAACGAUCUCUUGAUGGCGCUGUAGAAAACGCUUAUUGGCUUGUGUGAUUAUGCUGUAUAACCUCCCAGCAGCUGUAUUCAAAGGCUCCUGCUUUCUUACCAUGUUUCCCUUUUCUCUCCCUCUUUGACCUGCCUCACCUCAAAACACUUUUCCUGAGAAUGUGGAUUUUUCUCCCUUUUAAAGAAAAACAAUAAAAGUUCGGUGAUUAAAA
Molecule: messenger RNA, 1245 nt
Organism: Cyprinodon variegatus (sheepshead minnow)
Lineage: Eukaryota; Metazoa; Chordata; Actinopteri; Cyprinodontiformes; Cyprinodontidae
Gene: akirin1
Exons: 5
Coding region: 167-730 (187 amino acids)
Biological process (GO): positive regulation of macrophage chemotaxis; positive regulation of lamellipodium assembly; myoblast migration involved in skeletal muscle regeneration
Cellular component (GO): nucleus; chromatin
Molecular function (GO): transcription coregulator activity
Source: RefSeq, a predicted model, not a curated record